AUGUCUUCAAAUGGGGAUCCGCCCAUACGGGAUGAACAAGAUCCAUCGCCCAACAUGGACGAUGAAUCCGGCUCGCUGGAGAACCAAGACGUACCAGCCGCUUCACCUCCAGAUGGAGAGGAUGAUGGAAUCGCACCAGACUCAUCUUCUGGUGUCGUCAAUGGACCAGAGCUACCUCCUGCCACAGAUGCUGCUGCUCAGAGUCCUGGUCCCAGGGAUCAAGCAUCCGAUGGUGACGCACUCGGACCAGACGAUUCACCAAAGGACAAUGCCGAGGAUUCAGCGGAUGAAGAAGACGACGAUUCAAACUAUGAAUUGCCCCUUUCACAAUGCGGCUUCAUUUCCGGCAAGUAUGAAGAAGAGGAAGAAGAACUUUCAGACACAGACACGUGUAUUCUCAAUCCGGAUGAUGAUUUCGAUGUGCACAUCUACUCCAAGCCACGAUUGGCUGAAAAAUUCAGAUUGGCGUCGAAUAAGAGAGUAGCGACGCUCAACGCAUUGAUCGUGAACCAAGCCAAUGUUCAUCAAGAUCAAAUCCAACUACGUGAUGACGCUCAUUCGGCCGCAAUGGAAGUCAAGAGGAGGCAACUUAGAAAGAAGAAGACGCAGGUUAGACAGUUGAGAGACCAGAUACAGAGACUCAGGGGUAACCGCGUACAAGAAACACCCUGGAUUGAGCUCAUGCGAGCAUACCUCCAAGGAAGAAGAGAGUGGGAAGAAGUCUUUCGCGCCUGCUGUCGCCAAUCAAACAUGUCUUUGGACCCAAAGAACGUUCAUCCAAACCUUCACUGGGCUGACGUUCCGGAAGCGCACGAUGCAAUAGACAUCAACAAUUUACUGUUUCCCGAUGAGGACGGUUACCAAGUCCAUAUGGAGAUUGAUGAGUCUGAAGACAUAGAGACCACUGCCGAAGUCAACGAUGCAGAAAUUGAAGGGUUUCCGUUUAAUCGACUGCCUGUCGAGGUCCAGCAGCAUAUCAUGGAGGAUCUCUUUGUAAAGCCUGGUAUCAUCCACUGCUUGUCACGACUGGACAAGCGACAACCGCCUGUUGCUGGCCAGUUCCCAUACCCGUGCUCGGGCACCAGCAAUCUCCCUCAUCGUUUCACGUACGGCAAUGUGCCCUGGUCCAUCAACAACAGCCUCAGACCAGAUCAUGUGCUGCAGCCUUUGUUGGUUUGCAAGCGAUGGCUUUACCUUGGAAUCCAUGCCUUUUACGGCUUGAAUACAUUUGCCUUUAGCUCCCUCGGAGAGUUUGGACGCUUCUUUAAAGGGAUCGGUAACCAACGAACUCAGCGUGUGGCUCAUGUUGAGCUGCACUGGCAGGGAAGCGUCAUGGCUGCUCAUAAAACCCGCAUCAACCAGCGUACCUUGCCUCUGAACUACCUGCCUCGCAUGUCAAGGCUGCAAACAGUGACCAUCUUCAUCGAAGAGUUCAAAGAAAGACGGGUUCGCCGAGCCUAUGAGUUUCCCAAGAAGCCCAAGCAGCCAAGUAAUGGAAACCAGGAGGAGGUAGACGACGACGAUGAUGAAGGGUUUCGAGCUCCUGGCGACGAAUAUGAUACCAGCUCUCGCUUGCAUGACUUUCGUAGAGAUCGAAUCAACAAUUUGGCUCCUCCGAGUUCGCUCCUCAAGCGCACUGCCAUCCAAGCAAACUGGCGUGGAAAUCGCAGCCUGAGAACAACGCACGGCAUGGACUAUGUCUAUGCCCUCCGUGGCCUACAAUGGGUCCGUGUUUAUGAGCACGACAUUAGUCGACAGCUCAUUCGCGACUUGACAUUCCUUGACGACGUGAACAAGGUAGUCACUUUGCCCAAGGACCCGCGACACCAGUUGGAAACAGAUCUCCACAGCCUUGCAAAUCCAAGAGGGCUAGAGACAUACAUUCCGGGAUUUGAAGACAAGGCCAUGGUUGCCAGGUUCUAUGAAACUGACCUUCUUCCGUCUGGCCACGAUAGCUCGGAUGGCGGCUCAGACUCGAGCCCAUCUGAUGUCACGUCGAGCCCAUCUGAUGAUGCAUCAAGCAUGAAUAUGGAUGAUCCUAUCCAUCUGCAAAGUGAUGCAGAGUCCCAAGGCCACAAUGCCCUCGAUCUCAUUGACGACAUGAUAUUUCCUGACGAUGUUGGCUAUCAAAAUAAGUCAAGUCUUGGCUCUGGAACAAAUUCGAGUCGUGGUUCGGAAAAUGUGCCUUUGCCACCGGUUGGUCUUGACAAUGACUCUGAUGAUCUAUUCAUUCUCCGUGGAUUUAUAUUCCCAGAUGAGCCUGGCUAUCGUCCGGGACCAGGAGCCGGCCCCUCUGACGAUGGCGAUUCCGACGACGGAGAUUCCGACGAUUCGGGAUCUGACGACGCUUCCAUAUUUAGUGAUUCUGUUCCAUUGGGCAGUUCUCUCACUACAGCUCCGAGCGACUUUGCAAGUAGAGACUCUCAAAUGCAGGUCGAUCAGACUGAAAAGGACUCGGACGAUUCAGCGGACAAUGAUGACAGCCUCUUUGUCCCUGCCGACCUAGACGAGACCGUCAAAGUUGAGGCUCAAGAGGUCAUUGAUCUCACUAUUGACAGUGAUGAAGAGGAUGGUGAGCUGGUGAGUGACACUCAAAGCGCCACGUCUUCCAGAACAAAGACCACUGCCUAUGCACCCAGCAUGUUCAGGAUGCCUUCCGUGAAGCAAGAGUUGAACAAUGGGAGGGACAAGCAAAAUGCCAUUGACUUGACUGGCAGCGAUGAUGAAGAGGAUGACGAAGCUGGAUCCAAUUCUACACGAAACCCGGCAAAUAUCAUUACCAAGCUCGCCACCCCUCCCAAGAACAUCAUUUACGACCAGGAUCACCGAGGCAACCCACGUUCCGAGCCAGUCAUACGUCAGAACAAUGAGGGUCCCAGCAAUGAGAAGCCCACGAACAAUGAGGAACGCUCGAACAGUGAAAAGUCUCUAAACAAUAAAGAGACCCCCAGCAAUGAGGAGACCCCGAGAAGUGGGGACGCUUCGGGCAAUGAAAAGUCCUCUAGCAGUAAGGAGACGCCGAAUGAAGAGACCCAAAGCAAUGAGAAGCCUCCGAAUAAUAAAGAGGUUCCGAGCAAUGAGGCUCCAAGCACUGAGGCUCCAAGCACUGACAAGCCCUCCAAUAGUGAGGAGACCCCCAGCAAUGACAAGCCCUCGAACAGUAAGAUCAACGAGACGAUUUCAGGUCCGACGAGCUCCACUCAGUCACAAUCCCCCAAGCAUGGUAUCGAGGAAGAUGGCAAUGAUGAUGAGGGUCACAAUGAAAAGAAAAGACGAGUCGGUUCGCCGACGCGACGCCUCCAGCAGCGUCGUAAAGGAAGGGCUACUGGCUUCAUCAUGUCUCCUUCUCCUUAG
Pestalotiopsis fici W106-1 is the source of this 3354-nucleotide messenger RNA. RefSeq lists its product as uncharacterized. The record is from RefSeq and is a predicted model, not a curated record. Bases 1 to 3354 code for a protein of 1117 amino acids. The transcript has 3 exons. Lineage: Eukaryota; Fungi; Ascomycota; Sordariomycetes; Amphisphaeriales; Sporocadaceae.